This is a messenger RNA of Aspergillus pseudonomiae, 1223 nucleotides long. Its product is annotated as metallophosphoesterase family protein. NCBI's taxonomy places the organism in Eukaryota, Fungi, Ascomycota, Eurotiomycetes, Eurotiales, Aspergillaceae. The transcript has 4 exons. Gene Ontology annotation, molecular function: hydrolase activity, acting on ester bonds. Gene Ontology annotation, cellular component: cytoplasm. The coding region runs from base 1 to 1182 and encodes 393 amino acids. The record is from RefSeq and is a predicted model, not a curated record.
AUGAGCUCCAUCCAGAAAUCAAGCACCAAAAUCGGCAACAAUAGCCAAGUGCUGCGAUUCGCUGAAGAGGGCACGUUUAAGAUUUCAAUCUUCUCAGAUCUGCACUACGGCGAAGCCCAGGACUCAGGGGGCUCUGAAAAUGAUGCUCGUACAGCUGGUGUUAUGGAAAAAAUAAUAUCUGCUGAGAGGCCCCAACUUGUUGUUCUUAAUGGUGAUUUAAUAACCGGCGGAGCAACUGAUUCCUCCAAUUCUAGUUUAUACGUGGACCGCCUUGUAACUCCACUGCUCCAACAUGAUGUGCACUGGGCAUCUACGUACGGGAACCACGACAGUGAUGACAACCUCUGUCCACAGAACGUUUUCGACAGGGAUGAACAGUACAAAAACAGCCUUACACAAAGAAUGGUUUUCAACUCUUCCGCAGGAUUCACAAAUUAUUAUCUUCUCGUAUGGCCUUAUGACAUGGCAGCAGAGACACCAGCGGUUAUCUUAUGGUUCUUUGAUACGAGAGGCGGCAAUACGUGUUCCGAGAUGGUGAAUAAUCCUAGAAUGCGUCCAAACUGGAUCCACCCGUCGGUAACUGAAUGGUUCGGGAAAACCCACUCAGCACUCACCGUGAAAUACAAUAAAACCAUACCCUCACUUGCAUUCUUCCAUAUUCCUACUUAUGCUAUGCGUGCGUUCCAGGAUGUCGGGGUCGAUGACCAUACUGAACAAGGUAUAAAUGAUGAUGUACCGGUCAAGCACCAAGGGUAUUUUGGGACAGAACGGGAUUAUAUGGGGCAAGACAUUGCUUUUAUGCAGAUAUUGCUGAGUACUCAAGGCUUGAUUGCAACAUUCAGCGGUCAUGAUCACGGAAACGACUGGUGCUUUAAUUGGAACCGUCAACUACCUGGUAUGAACCUGACAGGAAAUGAAUUGAAUAUGUGCUUUGGGCGACGAACAGGGUAUGGAGGCUAUGGUAACUGGCCACGUGGUGGACGGCAGGUUUUCCUGCACGAGCCAAUCACCGAAACAUCUGUGCAAACCUGGGUUCGAGUAGAAGAUGGGACCGCAAGCAAACAGGUCACCCUCAAUUCGACCUAUGGGCAUUAUCCGUACACAGAGGAGAGUCAAGCCUCAAAGUCCGCUGCGAUAGCGCUGAUAUUGAUAGUUAUAAAUCUUUUGUCAUGGUUGUUGUGACUUCAGGUGAUAUAAGCUCCAGUUCUGUGAUUUACCUUUUA